This is a messenger RNA of Stegostoma tigrinum, 5869 nucleotides long. Its product is annotated as A-kinase anchor protein 17B-like. Gene Ontology annotation, molecular function: nucleic acid binding. The coding region runs from base 288 to 3149 and encodes 953 amino acids. The transcript has 5 exons. The record is from RefSeq and is a predicted model, not a curated record. Lineage: Eukaryota; Metazoa; Chordata; Chondrichthyes; Orectolobiformes; Stegostomatidae.
CUCGCGGAAGCGGCCGAGAAUGAAGUUCAGAUAUUAGCAGGCACAGUCAGUGGUGUUUGAGCGGAGCUGGGCGCUCACUGACUUUCAUUCUCACACCAGUUUUAUUUUUACUAUUUGAAGGAAGAACGGUAAUUUUGUUUUUCUUUGGCCGGAGCUCGCUAGAUGCCAGGCCGUGUGAAACAACAUUGAGUGGAAGUUGUGCGUCGUGAAUACUGCCCAGCAAAGUGAACGAGGGGAGUUGAGUAUGAGUGACAGGCCUUGCUCCUAGCUCAGAGCUUAAUUUUGCUAUGGCAGCCACCAGAUUGUUUGAUACUUCUGAUGCUGUGGAACUCUUUGCACCACAGUGUCUGUAUUUGAAGCCAAUUGCAAGGCUGACAAUCAGUGUGAUAUUUCCCAAGUCUAAGUUAUCCUCAAGACUCAUUUCCAACUGGGAAGUGAUGGAGACCCUGAAGAAAAUGGCUUACCCGGAUCAGAUUACAUCGCUCAAAGUCUCACGGAGCACAAUGGACUUUGUUCGCUUUGAGGCAGAAGUUGAAAAUAAGAAUCAAGUUCAAACUGUCCGGGAAAAGUUUAACAACAAAACGAUUAAAGUGAACGGUAUCAAUGAGACGGCCAAAGUGUUGGCAGCUGUAACUCAAGCCAACUUUCCAAGCCCAGGUGACUGGGAAUCCUUUUUUAAGACUACUGACUGCAUGAAUGAGGCUUUGCCUGGUGAGAGACCUGAUACUAUUCACAUGGAAGGGCUGCCUUGCAAGUGGCUCUCUUCAAAGCAGCUCAAUAGGGAAAAGCCAAUGGAAGAGAUCCUUCAAAAAGUCUUUGGCAGAUUUGGAAAGAUCCGAAAUGUUGACAUUCCCAUGUUGGAUCCCUAUCGAGAGGAAAUGACAGGGAAGAAGUUCAAUACCUUCAGCCUCGGUGGCCUACCAACCUUUGAAGCUUACAUCCAAUACCAGGAUUAUGCAGGCUUCGUGAAGGCAAUGGAGUCCUUACGGGGAAUGAAGUUGAUGCACAAAGGGGAUGAUGGAAAGGCAGUAGCAUGUAACAUAAAGGUGACCUUUGACACAACCAAGCACCUUAGCGACUCAGCAAUUGAAAAGCGUAACCUGGAGAGGUUGAAGCUGCAAGAGUUGGAGAAGCAGAGAGAGGAGCAAAAGCGGAGAGACAAGGAAGAGGAACAAGCCAAGGAGGCUGAGCGGAAACGAAGGGAAGAAGAGCGGGAAAGGGAGAGGAAACGGAAAGAGAAGCAGAGGAGGAGGGAGCACAGGCAGAAAGAGCAGGAGGACAAACGUCGCCAGCGUAAACAAUCAAAAAUAAAACUCGAGAAAGAGCAAGAGCAGAAAGAGGCCACUGCUUGGGAGGAGAGAAAGCUGGUGCUUGCACAGAGGAAGCUGGACUCCUACAGGCUUCUCACUGUGCUUUUAAACAGUGCAAAACUGCUCUUGCAGAAGGAAAUGAGAUUUCAGAAGAGACAGCUUCCUGAGAGUGACACAGAAAAAUGUCAUCAGAAAAGGGUGAAGCGUGAGCACGUGGAGGAGGCUGAGCAACAGAAACCAGGUGAAGAUGUUGCCGACAAAGAAAGCUUUCUAAAAGUGGAGGCCUCAGAAUGCAUAAAGGUUAAAAUGCAGCACAGAAAUGUUGAUGGGGAGAAGCACAAGUCACUUUCUGCAGAAAAAGAGACUUUGAGCUCUCACAGCACCAACUUUCCAAUCACCACCUCAUGGAUGGACAUGGGUCCUGUUGACCCGAAGGAACAGCAUGGCCUCAUCAGGGGAAAGGGCUCAACAUUUCAUGAAUCUGGAUCGUUGCAGAUUACUGUAAUGCAAGGCUGUGACACUCACUUCCAUAAGCAGCAUGCAGGUGGUGAGGAUAACCGUCCAUGCAAUGGGCACUUACGUAAGGUCACUGCUGUAGAUCGGCAGAUCCGCCGCCCACUUUAUCACUAUGAAGAUUUUGUUAGUUGUUUGCUAGAUUAUCACCAGCUUGCAUGCCCUUCAAACCUCAGUCUCUGCUGCGGAACCAACGACCCUAUUAACCACUCCGAGUGGCGCAGAACGGUCUCCGAUGAUGGGAGAAGCUUCCGAAUAGACUUGAAGAACAAACUGAGCCAUCUUUGCACCAAGGUGAGCAUCACACCGCAAACUAGAUGGCAAGAUUAUGACCACAACAGCAACUACAAAUGGACAAUCACCAUCAGCAGGUCUGGCACCAAACAGAAAGCGUUGAACAGUAGUGUUGGCCACCAGCUGAAGGAAUAUAACCGGGAGUUCAAGGUGCAGUGGAAGGAUUCAGACAGCCAGUUGGAUUUUCGGGAAGAUUUUACUGGCGGGUGCCAAUUACACUUAAAAGAUACAGUUCGUUGUUCAGGACAAAAUUGUGCUGUUUCUGUCUGUGACCUGAUGAGCCAAGAAGAGAACUUAGUCCGUAGCUCUGAGGACCUGUAUUCCAGCACCAAGGAUCUGUGGAUUUCGUCCCAUUCAGGCUCCAAAGAGCCAUGGAAAAAUCCAACUAGUAAUUGGAAAGUUUCAAUUAAAAACUCUCAAAAUGAUUUGGCUGUACCAAGGUUAGAGGACGAUAACCAAUCCAGGAAUUCAAGCAAAAAGUACAACAAUCAACUGUUAUCUCAUUGCGAGGUAACCAAGAUUGAACCAGGGUGUUCUGACCAAGAGAGCACAGAUAGGCUGAAUCAAUCAAAUAGUACAGUAAAGCACAGUCACAAGUAUAAUACUUGUGAGUUCAGUGCUGUGAACAGCUGGUCAAACUGCAAGCCAGAAAUACACCAAGAAGUCUUGAAAUACAAGCCUAACAAAAAAUCUCAAACAUGUAGCAAUGAUAUAAAUCCAGCUCCCAGUGGAUUCAGGAGUGAGCUAAAAUAUUACUGGACUGAAAAUGGAAACAAGUUAAAAGAAGAACAGGACGUUUCCAGCAAACCUUGUAGUAGACACCAAGUGAAAGACUUACGGAAUAGUGAAGGAUCUGGGAAAAUUGUUAGUGAAGAAGUGGACUUGGAUAGUCAGCUGUCAAGUUGCUCUGAAGUCUUCGGUGCUGAAACAAAGCACAAAAAUAAAGAAAGUAACACUGUGAUCAAGCAUUGUAAACGUAAGCAUUAUCUUAUAGACUCUAACAGAGAAAUAAAACACCACAGAGUAAUAUAGAGUCGUACAACAUGAAACAAACCUUUCGGUCCAACCAGUCCACACUGACCAUGUUCCCAGACUAAACAAGUCCCACCUGCCUGUGCACCCAUAUCCCUCCAAAUCUUUUCUUUUCAUGAAUUUAUUCAAAUGUCUUUUAAACAUUGUACCUGUAUCCACCACUUCCUUUGGCAGGUCAUUCCACACACAAACCAUUUACUGUGUAAAAAAGUUGCCCCCCCCAUGUCCUUUUUAAAAUCUUUCUCCUCACCUUAAAGCUCCCGAGUUUUAAACUCCUCCACCUUAGGGAAAAUACAUUUGCUGUUCACUUUAUCUAUGCCCCUUAUGAUUUUAUAAACCUCUAUAAGGUGCCCCUCAACCUCGUACGCUCCAGUGAAAAAUAUCCCAACCUAUUUUUACAACUCGAACCCUCCAUUCCUAGCAAUUUCCUUGUAAAUCAUUCCUCCAGGUGAAUAAAAUGCUUCCUAUAACAGGGCAAUCAGAACUGCACACAGUACUCCAGAAGAGGUUUCACCAAUGUCCUGUGCAACCUCAACAUGACAUCCCCACCCUCAACGGUCUGAGCAAUGAAGACAAGCCUUCUUAACCACCCUGAAUACCUGUUUCACAAAUUUCAUAGAAUAAUAUACACGAACCCCUAGGUCCUUCUGUUCUACACACAACCCUUGGGGCCUACCAUUAAUUGUGUAAGUCCUGUCCUUGUUUGUUUUACCAAAAUGCAAUUCCUCACAUUUAUCCAAAUUAAGCUUUAUCUGCCCCGCACUCUUCAGCACAUUGUCCAAUUGAUCAAGAUCGCUUUGUAAUUUUAGAUAAACAUCUUCACUGUCCAGUAUACCACCAAUUUUGGUGUCAUCCGCAAACUUACCAACCAUACCUCUUAUAUUCUCAUCAAAAUCAUUUAUGUAAAUGGAAAAUGAAAGUGGACCCCAGGACCAAUCUCCGAGGAACAUUGCUAGUCACAGGCCUCCUGUCCAAGGAACCACACUCCACCACCACCCUCUGUCUCAUUGGAAAAUAUUUUUGGCUCCAUCCCAAUGCAUGAAGAAUGAAUUUGUGGAUAAUUGCUGCUAUUAAGAGGGAGGUUUUAGCAUUCACUGUGUUACAAUGGAGAUUAUUCUUGGCCUGAGAUAGAUAGAUUUGGGCCAUCAUCAUUACCUUUCCAAAAUGGGAGCAAAUGGGGGAAGCAGACACAUUUUCACAAGCAGUUUGAUGUUGACCACAGACUUUAAGACAAUAACAGAAAUGAGCCAAAGAUGAAACGUGAAAAUCAUGCAAACAAAUUUCAUCACGGUAUAUCAACAAAAAGGAUUAAAAUGAAAAUAAUUUAGGUGCUUUUGCAUCAUCAUAUCCUCUAGAAAUGAAUAACCUGAUCUGCUUAUCUCAUCAAAAGCACCAAAACAUUUAAAAAAAUGAAUUAUUGUGCUGCUCACAAUAAAAUCCAUUUCAAUAUUGGUGGCUUUCUGGGCCAAAGCACUUAAAUUAGUCUGAUUUGAAGGAACUAACACAUUAAAACUAGCUUAGGUAUGAACUGACGUAUAGUCAACACCAUAGACUGCUUAUCAUUCACUCUACUUGAACAUGUUGGAGAUAACAAAAUCUGUGUUUGGGAGUUAACAUAGAUAAGUAAGGAUACUGUUCAGAUAUUUGGCAACUAGAAAUAAGAAAGGUCCACAAGAAUUUCCCUGCAAUAACAUUUAAAUUGCCUUCUCAAUAACAUUUUGACCUAGCCAAUAUUUUCCCAAUAAAACACCAAAAACACAGUUCAGUCACUUUAUAUACAUGACUGUAUGCCUUUCUCUCUGCUUCUUAGGAGCGUGUUAUGCACAAUUGGCUACAACAUUUCCCUGUGCUUUGACACAGUCAAUUAACUAUUUAAGUAGUAAUGCCAAUGAAGUGCUUGUGACAUCCAGAGAUAAUGAAAGGUGCUAUAUAAACGUAAAUUUGUUCUUUCUGCAGACUUUGUACUGGAACAGAUGAUAUUAGCUUUGAUUACAAAUAUUCUGUGAUCCUGGUUUGUAUUUAAACUCUGAUGCUGCAGUUGAUGAUGUGGGUCUUAACCCAUUCACUGUUGCACAAGAGAGACGUGCAUGUUCCCUCUACUACUCAUUCUAGCUUCAAGCUAAUUUCUUUCAAAGGUGACGGUUUAAAAUAAAAAUUUGGAAUAUCUAAAUCUCAUCCUUCGUUGAACUACAUUUGUGCAAAGCAACAUUAAUUUACGACAUAAAAUAUCUGACUUGGAAUUAGUAAUGCUUAGUUAAACUUGACUGUAAAAAUCUGUUUAGAUAGGUGGAAUUCUGCAUAAUGUCAGUAAGUCCAAUAAGGGGUUUUCAAAAGCUGACAAGAAUUUUUGAUUUUAUUACAAGAUAAUGAGUUCAAAAGAUAACUUCUGGGAACUGCUUACGAAAAAAGUACUGCACGCUUGUAUCAGAGCCAGUGUAAAACCAAAGCAACUUGACAUUAAGUUGGUGAAGACCUACAUUAUUCCAAUUGAACUGAAUGUGGAGUGAGAACUGUGGAUCUACUAAUGAUUAUGUGCUGUUAUUUGCAGCACCAUCUCCAGUUUGGAAAUGAGGAAACAAGGUGUACCUUUUCACAUUAAAACCUUUUAUCCAUACACACUGUACCAUGUAACAUUCUACUGGAGUUAAUAUUAGUCAAACAAUUGCAACGAUUGAUGGUCAUGAAAGUGAAUAUCUGUUGCAUUAUAAUUCAAUAAAGAC